AUGAAUAUAUCCCAGUUAUCAAAUCAGCUUUCGACAGAGCCUCACAGAUUUCCUGAUUGCUGCUUAGGGGUAUCCAGCACCUUGAUCGACCAUAUCACCUCCAUCCUCCCCAAAAAGCCGGCAUUCACUGUAUCUGUGGGCAGUGGCUCUGGCCUCCUGGAAGCCUUGAUUGUGAAUCGCCAUGACAAUGUAUCGGUACAUGGCGUUGAGAUUGGAUCGACUGUCAAUCGAUACAUUGCCGAAGAAGACAUGCAUGUUGUGACCGGCGGCUGGGGCCUCUGCCCUGCUGCUCAACAGGCCUCGGCGUGGCUAUUCGUUUACCCGCGAGAUCCAAAGCUCAUCAAGAAGUAUAUUGAUGUGUAUGGCCAUCAGUCCAUCGAUUUGAUCAUCUGGUUUGGACCUCGGGUGGAUUGGCCAGAUUAUGAACCGCAAUUCGCUCAAUCAUCAUUCGCCGAGUUGACUUUCCCAGAUGAUGUUGGAAUGACACCCUAUGAAUUGAUGGCUGUUGCAAGGAGGAGUUAA
This is a messenger RNA of Penicillium olsonii, 522 nucleotides long. NCBI's taxonomy places the organism in Eukaryota, Fungi, Ascomycota, Eurotiomycetes, Eurotiales, Aspergillaceae. The record is from the annotation of a GenBank genome assembly.